UUUAGUUGUGUAUCGAAUCCCGUUAGCAUUAUGCCUUGAUAUGUGGUCUAGUGAGAAAAAAGUGUAGGAAAAACAAUCCAAGCGUCCAUCAACCGACGUGAAGGUAUUCUCCGAGGUUUAUGGACUCUUUAUUCGGUGGUGGUGGUGCGCAAAGGAUACGUGUGCGGACAAUCGACAUUCGAAUAUAUUUGAUGCACAGCCAUUCGCUGCUAUUGGUCGAGUUCGUCGAGUUGUUGCCUCUUUCCACCUCCCCAAGUGGCGCAUAGCCCCAUUCCGCUGGUGAAAAACCGUUUUUUGCAAUAUGCCAAGAUCUAACAGCUCGGUAAUACCUGUGUCUGUGUACGAAUUUCUUUGUGAUAAGUGCCGCACACGUAAGAGGAUUCAUUCAUACACGUACGCCGUUACGAGGAGACAAUUCGCCCUGAAUUAGAAAGAAAAAUUUGAAUCUCUGUAUCCACGAUGUAAAUGAGGCCUCGUGUUGAGGGUCCGAUAGAAAAACUACAGAUAGCGAUAGAACGAAUCGGAAUCGGGUGCAUAAUUUUAGGAGAAAAAAAUCAUACCAUAAAAACAAGAAAGAAAAAAAAGUGCUUGACAAGGAAACAAAACAACACGAAAUUCAACGCGAGUGUUGUGUUUGAGAAAAUCGAGCGUCGGCCAGCGGUCGCGACUCGAGCGAGCAAACAUGACAGCAAUGGCGCAGAAUUCUGAACUAGGGCUGUUCGUAACGCACGUUGAGACCGACGGACCGCUGCUUAAAAUAUGGGGUCAGAUCGACCGAAACGCGGCCACGUGCGUUGAGCGAAUGAUUCUUCCACUGAGCGAAAAAUUCGCCCAAGGCCUAGCGCUUCCGAAUCCCGGCUACCCGCUGACGCCUAACAUGAUAUGCUGUGCUAGGUUCCAGAACGAGGGCUAUUACCGAGCAAAAAUAUGCAACGUGCAGCCCAACGGCAAUGUCCUAGUCCAUUUCAUGGACUAUGGAAACUAUGAGGUCCUGCCGCCCACAGCUAUAAGACUGCUCGAUAACAUACCAAGCGCUGUGUCUCUGCAUGCGCUGCCUCCGCUGGCCCUGGACUUUGUGUUGGCUCACAUUCUUCCGAUCAAUGGAACCUGGGAGAGCGGUACAAUAGAGUCAAUAAAGCAGACUCUCCGCUACGCCGACCUUAAGGGAAUCCUGCACUCAGUUAUUGGGUCCCGCAGACUGCUCAAGCUUUUCUACAAUAACGAGGACUUCGGCGCGCUGUUGGUGAGCAAAGAAUUAGCUGUUUCCGUAACGCUUCAGGACAUGUUCGCAGCACAUCAGCGAGCAACGCAACCACGCGUCCCUCAGAUGCUCAGAGAGUCCGUGGCACCCUCUUUGGGCCAUAAUUACUCGCCUAGGCCGCAGCACAACAUGUACACAGAGUCGUCACCCAGGUCAAAUCCUCCUGUUCAGGAGGAUUGGAGAAGCCCGCAACACCGAAUACCACCCGUGACUGCGCCUCCGCCUGCCUCUGCCCCUGCCCCUGCCCCUGCCCCUACCCCUGAGGCCCUAGUCUUCAAGUCCCGAGUUCUGGAUGUAGGUUCUAUGCACGACGUUUACGUGUCGUUUGUUGAGGAUGGACCAAUGAAAUUCUCAGUUCAGGUAAAGAGUACAGCACAAAUCCUCACACAGCUGAUGGCAGAUGUGAACAACCAUCCUACUGCACCUCUGCAAGAACCGCCAUUGCCCGGAUCGGUUUGUCUGGGUCGUUAUUCGCUGGAGGGAGUUCUCUGCAGGGCGGUGGUAAUGUCAGUUAUGGAACAGAAGUGCAAGCUUUUCUAUGUCGACUUUGGACACACAGAAGUUUUAUCUUAUUCGGACAUUUUCCAACUGCCACCUCAAUUCAUACAGCCCAAGGUCCUCUCCAUCAGAUUCACCUUGAGCGGUCUUAAGGAGCUAAACAUUACCGAUGAAGUCAAGGAUUACUUCAAGAAAAUUGUCACUGGAAGACCGCUAGUGCUUCAUGUUCGGCCGCCAGAAGGACCCCCGCUAAUACAGUAUGGAGAUUUGUACGAUGGCGGUGUUAAUGUCAGAGAUGUUUUGAAGAAAACUUUUCCUAGCUCUGCUCCUGUUUUUUAUCAAGAAGCUCCUAUGCUUAAGCAGGGAUUCAAGGACAUGAUUCAUGUCUCUUUCGUCGAAUCAUACACAAAGUUCUUCGUGCAACUUGACAGCGGCAUCAAGUCCCUCACUUCCGUCAUGGCGUGUUUGGCUGAAUAUGCCUCGAAAGCUCCGCCGCUUGACGAAAAAACUCUGCAAGUUGGAAGACCAUGUUGUGCUUCUUACGUCGAAGAUAAACAAUGGUAUAGGGCACAGAUUUUAAAUAUCAAUGGAGAGCAAGCGACCGUGCUUUACGUUGAUUAUGGAAAUCAAGAGACAGUAGCUGUGUCCACGUUACGAAGAAUACACGAUGAUCUGGUUGUUAACUUGAGAGCACAGGCCAUCAGCUGUGUCCUGAAUGGUUUUCAGUCAACACCUUUCAAUCAGGAACUUGCUGAUCAGUUCGAGUUAAUUGUUCUGGAAAAGAAACUCGCAAUGGAAGUAAUCGACGUACUUCCUAAUGGUACUCUUGUAGACUUGUACGAUUGUACUGUUGCUCCAAUGGCCAGCAUCGCUUCUCAAAUAAAAGUUUCAAGCCAACCCAGAAGACCAAUAAGUUCGCCAAAUAAUGCGCACACAGCUAAUGAGCAGGUCAUAAACUUGUCGCCAAAUCUGGAAUCUAACUAUCAAAGUGACGAUCGUAACGGCAAAUGGGGCAAAAGUGGUAAAUCGAACACAUGUGGCCAAGAGACAAGAAGCAGCGAAUGGGGCAGUAAAUCGAGAAAGCCACAAUUUGACCAAAACAAUCAUUACGAACGACCACUGAAUAAAAUUGUAAAAGAAGUCGAGAAUGAGCAAAGGCAGAGAGACAGCAAUCGACAUAAUGGAGAAGAACGAUUGCACCAAAGCGAAACGCGAAAUAACCAUUUCAACAGAAAUGAACCCGGUGGUGGAAACAGGUUCGAUAGAAACGACGACAGUGGGUCACGAAGAGGCAGGGGAGGUAGAUUUGGCUCAAGAGAUGGGAAUCCAAGGGAUGAUAAUAGGUUUGAAAAAAAUCUUGGCAAAGAUGAUAGUUUCAGCGAUAGAGAUUCUGACACUUCGUCGAGGGGCAGCAGCCGGCGCGGCAGCAAAGGGUCCAGAGGAAUUAAAGGAAGGGGAGACAGAGGGUCGCGCAGAGGUGGAGAGAGGAAACAGGCAAGUGGAAAAUGGAGCGAUGGCGACAGUGAUAGAAGUAGUACUAAAAGCAAUCAGAGUACCGGAUUUAGAUCAAGGGAUAGAAAUUCGUCCAACUCGUCUUGGAAGAAUCCUAAGGCUAAUAAAUCAAGCUCCUGGAAUUCCAUGUCUCCAACUUCACCUGUCAAAGAUACGCCCAGAGGGCAGAAGCUCAAAAUCCCACCCCCAAAUAUAACUGUAGGUGCUGCAAAAGAUGUGGAAAUAAUCUACACGAACAGUCCAACGGAUUUUUACGUCCAGUUGUGUCCCGACAAUGUGGAACUUGAUACAGUUAUGGAGAAAAUAGCCCAAACGUACAAUGAUGGUGGGAAAAUUGUCAGGCGUUCGGAUUUACAGAAAGGACUAUGUUGCGUGGCUCAAUAUUCUAGUGAUUCUAAAUGGUACCGAGCUGUUGUUCAGACAAACAAAGCAGACAGUGCUAGCGUCCAUUUCAUAGAUUAUGGCAACGCAGAGACAGUUGUAAAUGACAAAAUCAAGGAGAUUCAACCAGAUCUUGCAAAAUUAUCCGCACAGGCGGUGCACUGCAAGUUGUUCGGUGCAACGAAAACAACGUGGUCAGACGAAGAAAUUGACACCUUUGCUCAAUCUACGGAAGGAAUUCCGUUGGAAGCCGAGUUUAUUUUGCAGUCUAACGAAGUUUACGAAGUACUGCUCAAAUACACCGGAGACAAUGGCUUAGAACCGAAAUACGUGAACCAACAAUUCUGUGGUAAUCUAGACUUGCAGCAGGCCAAAAAAGACGCUAGGAACAUUACUCGAAACGACAGAAGAAAGCCAGCUCGUGUUACGCCGCAAUACAUUCCAGCAGGUCAAAAGUGGAACGAUGAAUCCUUCGCUUCAGGGUAUCAAGUCGAUGUUGUCGUCACUUGGUUCGUUAAUCCGAACAAUUUUUACUGUCAGAUUCUUAGCAAGCAGUCGGAGUUUAGGAACAUGAUGAACGAGAUACAGGAUGCUUAUGUCGAUCAACAGCCCAUCAAGAGUACCCUGCAGGUCGGGGCACCGGUGAUAGCAUUCUUCUCUGAUGACGGAGCUCUAUACCGAGCAGAGAUAAAAGAACUGAAUAAACUGCGUGGUCACAUAGUGCAAUACAUUGAUUUUGGAAAUUGUGCAAUGGUUGAUCCAUGCAAAAUAUAUCCGGUAGAACAGAGGUUCGCCAAACUUCCCAAGCAAGCUAUGCACUGCACACUUAGCAAUAUCCUACCGGCGACUGGAAUCGACUGGUCUAAGGCAAACAAGCACGAAAUCGACAAAUAUUUCGACGCAGAUAAAUUCAAGUGUACAUUCCAUGGAACCAAGGAUGGCAAAUACUUGAUAUCCCUGAAUAACAGGGGAAAGGACAUUGCCGAAUCGAUGAUCACCAUAGGUCUUGCUAUCAAUUCCAACCAUGUCACUGAAAAAUCAGCCAUCAAUAAUGUUACAUUGGCUGAACAGUGCAAACCUAUUCCUGGUGUAGAAAAAGAAGAUCCGGCACUGUGGAGUGGACAAACGAUUCGAACGAAGGUUUGCAACAUUCAAGGAGCUGCAAAGUUUUACAUUCAACUCCCGCCAUUGAUUGAGUCGCAACAAGCAGUAGACAACCUCAUGAGUUCUACAAAUGCUGGCCAUCUGGCGGAGUGCUAUCUUAACGUGACUCCUACACCACAGAUUGAUGAAAAGCUGAAAAAGUCUAUUGAAGGAAAAGAAUUGAUCGUUUGUAUAAACAGCGUAAAUAACCAAAGAUUCGCAGUGCAGUUGUACGACUUAUUAGGCCAAAAGAUCAAGAUACUCGAGACAGACACAGACGACAGCAUUGGCCCUAUAUGUCCAUUAGCAGUUUUCGCAUCAACACAGAAAGUGUGGGUAACGCACAUCGACAACGCCGAAAGUAUAUGGCUGCAGAGAUCAACCGAUUUGGACAAAAUUGCCGAGGUGUUGAGCUCGUUGUACGAAUAUUACUCAGCCUCUGGUACGCAACUCGUUCCUGAAGUUGGGAAAUUGUGCGCAGCCAAAUCUGAGGAUAAGAACUGGUACAGAGCGAUGGUAGAAAGUGUAAAAGACACCAACGUUGUCGUUAGAUUUAUCGACUACGGAAAUUGCGAAGAAGUCCCAUGCAGUGGAAUAAGAAACCUUGAGCCACAAUUUUAUGUGCCACAUCAAAUGGCCAUUAAAGUAUCUCUGAUUGUGAAUCUAAAAGGAAGUGAAGAAGAGCAAAAAACGCUGCUUCAUCUACAUUUGGACGACAAGGAGUUCACGGCGAAUUUUUACAACAUGGGAAAAAAAUGGAUCGUCGAACUCACCGAGAAUGACAAGAAGAUGAGCCAAAUUCUGUCUGAACAAGGAAUAGUCGUGGAAUUUAAGAAAACCGAACCCGAGCAACAAGAGAUACCGGAAAUGAUCGUUGGCAACAAGUACAAAGUCUUUUUGUCACACUCGGAUUCACCAGCACAAUUUUGGCUCCAAAGAAACGAGGAAAUUGAAGCGAUAAACGUGAUGCAGGCGAAUCUACAGCUCGCGGCGCCAAAUUUUGCACCUAUCACUGGCAUACCCGAAGAGGGUACUUUGUGUGCGGCUCUCUACUCCGUCGACAGUAUGUGGUACAGAGCGGAAGUGUUGGAUGCAGAUGAAGACAUAACAACGGUAAGAUUUAUAGACUAUGGAAACACUGAUGUUGUGGAUAGCAAUUCAAGCAACAUUAAAGAGCUGCCACAGAACUUGAAGAGCAUUAAAAAGUAUGGUCUCAAGUCGAGGCUCGACCUGAUUCCAACUGGCUCCGAAGACUGGAGCACAGCGAGUUGCGAAAUGUUCGAAACUAUGGCCACGUCCACGGAUGCUCCUAUCACAGCGUUGAUCAUUGCAGACAGUGUGCCGAGGCGAGUAGAAUUGUUUGUUGAUGACAAGAGCGUUGGUGACGCCUUGGUGAACGAAGGCCACGCAAUCAUGGUUCACAAUGCUGAGGAUCUUAUCGACGAGAUUAUUGACUUGGAACUCGACCCGAGAUCCGCGUUUGUAAGCCAUGUAAAUUCGCCAAGCGAAUUUUGGGUCCAGGAAGAGAAGUCAGUGUCGGAUCUUGAGACAAUGACUGACAGGUUUAUCGUUGCUGAAAUGUUUCCAAAACUCAAAGACAUCGUUGAGGGAAGUUUAUGCGUUGCCAAAUUUCCUGACGACGAAUUGUGGUACAGAGCUCGCGUCAAGUCGUACGGUCCGGCCGGUACUCAGGUACUUUACAUCGAUUAUGGAAACUCAGCUGUGUCGACGGAAAUUAGAACAAUCCCCGAAGACCUGGCAGCUGUUCCACCAUUGUCUAGAAAAUGCUGCUUGAAGUUGCCAUUGGGAGUCAAGGAGUGGUCAGUCAAUGCCAGCAACAAAUUUAUUGACCUCGCUGCUGAUGGAGCGACAAUAUUUUUACUCGACGUGAUAGAAGAGGGCGAAACUUCGGUGGUAAACCUGACUCUAGAUGGCACAAAUGUGGCCGAUCAGUUGAUUCAAUACUGUGAAGUCCUGCCUGUGAUAGACGAACGACUUCCGCCGUUGGGUGAGGAAAAUUCACCGAACGUAGUCGUCAGCCACGUUAAUUCGCCAUCAGAGUUUUGGACUCAGGCUGAAAGCAGUAUCACCGAACUGGAGAUUAUGGCUAGUCGUCUACUCGAUGCGCAGAGCUUAUUACCUCUGAAUACUUUUGACAAAGGAACCAUUUGCGCUGCCAAAUUCCCAGACGAUGGCGAAUGGUACAGGUCGAAAAUAUUAUCUCACAGUGAAGGAGUCGGCACCACUGUGCUGUACUUUGAUUACGGCAAUUCGGCCCUGACAACCGAAUUGAGGAUACUGCCAGAAGAUGUUGCCAAUAUCCCGAGCCUGGCCACCAGAUGCACUCUUGCAUUACCAAGUGACGUUGAGAGCUGGUCUGAAGAGGCUUGCGAAAAGUUCAAUGAAUUAGUGGCGGACGGUGUCACGAUGUUCCAGUUUGAGCUGCUUGAUAAUAACGAUCCGACGCUGAUAUCCCUGCAAUUGGAAGGCAAUGAUGUUGUAGAUAUCCUGAAGCCGUUGUGUACCAAAAAAGUUAGCAGUGAAAACAAGGCGAUUUCUGAUUCUGAAACUGCUAAGGUAAUCGAAACCAUAGAAAAAGAUGAAAGUGAGGUAGAGAUUAUCAGAACUGAGAUUACUCACUCGGAAGAGGCAAAGAUAGACAAAAACAGCAAACACGAUCAAGACGAGAUACAGAUUAUUGAAACUGCUAAGGUAAUCGAGACCAUAGAAAAAGAUGAAAAUGAGGUAGAGAUUAUCAGAACUGAGAUUACUCACUCUGAAGAGGCAAAGAUAGACAAAACCAGUGAACACGAUCAAGGCGAGAUACAGAUUAUCGAAACUGUAAUUUCUGAUUCUGAAACUGCGAACAUGAUCCAGACCAGUGAAAAAGAUCAAAGCAAUUUAGAGAUUAUCGAAACUGUGAUUACCGAUUCUGAAACUGUAAAAGUGAUCCACAUCAGUGAAAAAGAAGAGGAUGAGGUAGAAAUUAUCGAAACUCUAGAAAAUGGAAAUGAAGUGAUCAAGGAGGAAAAUAUUAGUUAUAAAAUAGAGGCUGAUGAAGUUCAGAUUAAUGGUGAUACCUGCCAAGAUGACAUAAUUCAGACUGAUAAAUUAGAAACUGCUAUUAUUUCCGACAGUAACGAAGCUAAGGAUACUCCGAUUAAUGGCUCAAAAAAUCUCACCGAGAUUGGACAGCCUCAGACUGAUAAACCCGUUGCGUCAGAAGCAAAAAAUAAUCAAGCCGAUGUUUGCAAAGCUCAGCAACCUUCUGUUUAUAUUUUCGAUAUCCCUAAAGCCCCAGCACCUACUCCGAUAGAUAGGUUAGAUGCCUUAAAGAUUAAACAAAUUACCGAUACAAGCACCGUUACUGGUAAGAGCGAAAUAGUGGAGGAAGAAGAAAAAUCAACCGAAACCUUAACGGCUUUGGCUACAGAAGAAAAAACAGAACUGCCUGAACAUGAGUCGAAAGUUAAUCCCGAGUUACUGGUACCUAAACUUGAACCCAAUUUAGAAGAACCCGAGGCAAAUGCCGAAACAGAAGAUGCUAUCAACGUUAUAAAAAGCUCGGCUAAUCUAGAAGUAGAUCAUCCCGAAGCACCUGUUUUACGAAGUAGCAUUGUGGAAAGUAGUUCUGAGGUAACCACAACGGAAAUCAAAGUAAUUGAAGAGGCAGCGAUCAAUGGCACUGUAGAAUAUAGUAAGGUGAAAGAAGAAUCGAAUUAUGCUGCCGUCGAGGUAUCAGGUGAUGAAAGUGUACCUGAAAGGGUAACCAAAGCUGAACCAGUUUCUGCCAAGACAGAGGAACAUUCACAACCAACCUACGACGUCUCAAGGGAUGGUGAGGUUGUUACACCGAAGAAAACGCCAAAGAUUGACAAAAUUGUUCCUGGGAGUGUAUCAAGGGGAUCAAUGGAGGACGAUAUUCCUGUGAGCAUGCUCAGCCAACGUCGAUCGAGUUGUUCAGAUGACAAAAUUGUUCCCGGUAGUAUCAACAAAGGAAAUGACCUGAGUAGAGCCGAAUCGUCAGAUUCUUUACAUCAGGAAAUAGUAGAUGCUAUUUCGGGUGUGACGAAAGUUGAAGCGAAAGAGGAAACUGCUCCGGUUACACUCGGGAAAACUCAGUUAGAGAACAAAAUUGUACCCGGAAGUAUAUCUAGAGGGGAAUCUCCGAGUAUCGAACAAAAUCGACCAGUAACUCCGAAAACUCCUCACUCUGAGAAGUUGCUGGCUGGUGCUGUGAAUUUGCAAGAAAACUUGUCGGAUUUCGAUGAACAAGAUGAAAUACUUACCGUCGAAGUAGAGAACAACAUUCCUAAGUACAGAUUAUAGCUUAUAUCAUACUUCCCAGUUACAGACGGAACGAACUUGUAUGAAAAUAACGAAUAAUAAUAUUAUAUUAAUGAAAGGAAAGGUCUGCAUAUUGUUAAGACAUUGCACGAUUGAGUUCAAUGCACAGCUAUUAGCAACGAUACUUACUAUAAAUUUCUGUUCUAUUAAUUAACAUAAGGAUAACUGACGAUUAAUAUUUUAAGCAAGAAUAAUACUGUAGUAAGCCGUGCUAAAGACACCCUAUGCAACAGAUGCCAAAGAUUUCUUGUUGCUGAUCCAAUAAUUUCUUGUUCUUUAAUUUCACGUUGAAUAAAAAUAAUAUAACAAUAAAAAUAAUACUGUUAACCAAACGGGAUGAAGAAUUAUUGAUGUAAUUACAUUAUGUUCGUUUUUAUUUCGGAAGUAAGAUUUUCGUCGUGAUUUUUUCUUAUCAAAAUACACAUUAGUAUCGUUUGUUUUUAUAAAUUUUAUAUACAUCAACAUAUAAAAAAUGUAUAUAAAAAAAUGAUCUUGAUAGAAGAGUUGGAAAAAAAACUACAUUAUCGAAGAAAAUUUUAUUUUCGAGUGAUCGUUUUAUGUAAAAAGAAUUUGAGAAAGUAAAAAAAAAAAAAUUUGGCAAAAAUUUUAGAGGUGCAUACAUACGCUUUGAAAAUAUGUUUCUUUUUUAAGUGUUCACCCUCUUUAUUAAGAUAUGUGUAUUAAUACAACAGACUUAUUUCAGUUAUAAUUAUUACUUUUUAGCUUACAAGUAUUGAAAGUUGUUUUCUAGUAAUAUAAUAUUUGAUUCAAGCGAUAAUUCUUUUUAUAUGUACGCAAUUGUUAGAAUUAUGUGUUAUCUUUAAUAUUUUAAGAAUAUGUAGUGUUGCAAUUGGCCCUCAAUCAGGUGUAAUUAAGCCAAUCGUAGCAUACUCUAACUUUUAACAGUUGGAUUAAAACUUCGUAUUUCUUCUUUAUCUCUUUAAAACAAUUUUUGUUAAAUUUAAAUACUUUGUGCCUUACCGAAAUUUCAAAAUGUUGGGUGGUAAAUUACGUAGGAUAAAUUGUGCCAAAAAAAGUUGUUUUUUUGCACCGUAUAGUUUUUUAGAAUUUGCUUUGCACAAAUUUGAGAGAAAAAACGUUGUUAAUAAAAUUUGAAUUUCUUUUAAACUGGAAAUUUUUUUCACAAUAUUCCAUUAAAGACGACAAAAAUACAUUCUGCUGACGUUCAAGUAUACCUUUGAUUUAUAGAAUGCUGGCUCAAUAUCUUGUGAAUGUAUAUAAUGAUAUAAAGAGGAAAAACAAAUGUUCAGAAUUAAUGUAGUAUAGAAUCGCAUUGACGGUGAAAUUUGUGGCUCCGCACAAUAUACAUACAAAUAUAUAUAGACACAUAUUAUAAAUUCAUAUCUUUUGACUUUUCUGUGACUGCUGUGGUAUAUUUACAUACUCAUUCAGAAGCUGCAGCAGCAGUAUUGACACAAUGAACUUGUGCAAAGAAACCGCUGAAUUCUGUCGUUGUAUAAUGAUAUGCUAAUGUGAUAUAUUAAAAGUUCCUCUGUGUAGUGAUGACCAAUUAUGGCAAUACAGUUGUUUGCCAUUGCGCAGUUAAUUCCGCAGUAUCUAAUUGUUUUCUUGAAAGACAUGCGUUAUUCCUUUCUGUUGUUCAUUUGGUACUUUUUGUAUUAUUGUUCUUUUUCUUCAUUCUUUAAUUUUGUAUUUUUCUCUCAAUUGCAUUGACGCUUCCUUGUUGAGAAAUAUUUACAAUUAACAAUGCUAUUAUCUUUUUAUUGUACCCAAGAACACUUUCUCAAAGCAGCGAAUGCUUGACUGUAUCAUAUUAUAUUAUAUCAACAGACAACGCAGGAUAUGUUGUGGAAAAAAAUUUGUGAUCACAUACUAUAGAUAUAUAUUUUUUUGUUUCCAGUUUGUUUUCUGUGGUAAUUGUACAUCGAGAAAAUAAAUUACUAAGGCGUAAAAGAAGGUUUGAAAAAUUUAAUUGCUUGUCGAUUUCGUUGUUUAUUAGUAAGAAAAGUAAAAACAUAUGUAUAAAUUACCUUAAUUCCGGAUCACUGGAAAAAUGAAUCCGAUGUUAGAUCAGUCAAGAUUGUGAAGAAUUGUGAGAAUUACAGAAUAAUCUCAAGUACUUCCUAUCACGUCACAUACUCCAUCCUAGUUCACCUUCUAUUGCCUCUGUUUUUUCAUGAGUUCCUUUUUUCUUCUCACUGGAAGGAAAAAUACGCUGUUUAUUAGGGUGCCCUGGUCGAUUUUGACUUCAACGCAUAUAUUUGCAAGUAUCUAAGUUCGCGUUACUCAUAAGCACAAACUCUGAACAAAAACACUCCCAACACAGCUUCAUUUCAUUCCAAAAUAAAGAAAUGGCAUGAAUUCUACAAAAUUAUUAUUGCAGUUUCAUAGAAUCAGUGUCAUUUUUUUAUUUCCACAUCAAAUAAAAAUGUGUUGGAGUGGUUUUGUUCAGAAUCGUGUAUAGUAUGGAGCUGUUAAACCCUUUUAUUGCUUCUGAGAUACAUGGACUUAGGUAUUUGGAGUUAUAUACGUCAAUGUCGAAAUCGACUAGGGCACCUCUUUAAAUAGUGCCCAGCUUUAUAACAAGUGCAUCAAAAACUUACCUUUUUUCAAAGCGAUAUUAACCUGCUUGUCAGCGUCUGCAUUGUACUUAGUUUGCCUGUCGUGAGCCAGCAAGUCGCGUGCAAGGGAUAUUUCAUCCUCGAGGUACCAUUUCAGUGGGCCUCGACAUCUGUUACACUCACCCAUCGGGGCCCCAAUCAAUGUUCUUCGACUCUCUCUGCGAAUAGGAUAAGGAGGUUUGCCAAUAUCCUGAAUUCGCAGUUUCAAGUCCGGUCCUCCGCCAUUUAAAAAUAUCUUUUCCAUUGAUGUCUUGAACGGCGGCUGUCUCCUGUCGUACCGAGUGUCCAAGUCUUGAUUCUUGACGUCACAGCAGAAGCCAAACGGUUUUUUCAAGCUUACGCCUCUCGGCAAUCCUGAACCUGACCGUUUGCUUUGGGUCCUUUUCAUUGUGAGUGUUGAAUAAAUAUUUUUUUCUUCUUAUUGGUAAAUCUAAAACCCAACGAUUGUUAAUUUUGAAAAACCAAGAGUACAGGUAUUCAAGUUUUUGGGUCGAAAAAAGAUGUCGCAUACUUCAACUUACGACAAUGCACCAAUUCACAGUUUAAAAAUAAAUGCUGCACAUCAGAAAUGAAGUUAUUCUAAUGUGGUGUUGUUAUUAUUUUGCAAGAACAUGCGCAUUGAAAAUAUAAGUGAAGGAAAAGUAACAAGUUAAUGUAACAUGCCAUAUUCAAAUUUUUUUUUAUUUAUUCUUUUAUUUUAUUCUUAUCAAUCAUCGCUUAAAUACAGUUAGAAAAUAUAGUUAACAAUAUAUUAUGUAUAUAUAUAAACAGUAUGUGUAUGUAUAUAAUAUAAUUUUUUUUAAGAACUUCAAGUUUCAUAAAUAACCAUUCAAGAUUUGUAAUCACUUUUAUACAUGCAACAAAAAUACUACAAGGCACUGAUCACCCAAAACGUCGUUUUUUGGCACCCUAAUAAAAGCUAACCACAACGCAACAAUUUAUUUACUUGAAAGCAAUAACUCUGCUACUAAUACCUAUUCACCCUACCUCUUUAAAACUUGAGCGAAUUUUAUUCUUCUAUUCAAUUUGUUAAAUAAGUCGAUAAAUUUUAUCAAACAUUCUUUAUUCUCCGCAUGAAAUA
Messenger RNA from Neodiprion fabricii, 12826 nucleotides. RefSeq names its product maternal protein tudor. The record is from RefSeq and is a predicted model, not a curated record. Lineage: Eukaryota; Metazoa; Arthropoda; Insecta; Hymenoptera; Diprionidae. Bases 683 to 9124 code for a protein of 2813 amino acids. The transcript has 9 exons.